Xenopus laevis (African clawed frog) is the source of this 2223-nucleotide messenger RNA. RefSeq names its product CD93 molecule L homeolog (gene cd93.L). Gene Ontology annotation, molecular function: carbohydrate binding; calcium ion binding. The record is from RefSeq and is a predicted model, not a curated record. The transcript has a single exon. Gene Ontology annotation, cellular component: membrane. The coding region runs from base 233 to 2005 and encodes 590 amino acids. NCBI's taxonomy places the organism in Eukaryota, Metazoa, Chordata, Amphibia, Anura, Pipidae.
GAAGGCAGAAAACAAUAACUUCUCAAAGUCCUGCAGGAAGCUGUUCUCCUGAUAAAGGACAGCACGGACCAUACCACCGGAUGCAAGUGGAUGGUUUUCUUCGGCUCCAGAGGAUAUACAGUAGAUUUCCUGUAGAAAAUACUUCAGACAAUUGCUCUGCCUUCCUUGUGGGGUGACUACACAAAGCCCAGACUUUCAGAAGAACAUUGAGAAGGGAAAGAAGAGGAGCAGAAUGGCUCCAUUUCUCCAUUUCAUUUGUGUCUUCUCCUUAGCUUUUAUGCAUGGGGCUCACGCAAGUGUACAGGAUGAAGUGCUAUGCGUCAGCAAGACCUGCUAUACAGUCCACUUGGAGAAGAACAGUUUUUCAGAGGCAAAGGACAAAUGUUUUGGGGAUGGAGGAAACCUGGUGACCAUAAAGAACAAAGAGGAAGCCAAACACGUUAACAGUUUACUUUCAAAACUGACCAGCGGAGCUCCAGAUCACAGGGCAUUAAAGCUUUGGAUUGGCCUCCAGCUGAAGAGAUGCACUGAAGAUCUGAGCACACUGAAUGGAUUUGCUUGGGUUACAGGGCAAGACAAAAGCCAAUUCUCCAACUGGAAACAGAAGCCUAAAAUGACUUGUGCCUCCAAUAGAUGUGUGACUAUGGCAUUGAACCCCUCAUCACCAGAUCAUUCAAAAUGGUCAGAUGGAAAGUGCACUGGCCAAGCAGAUGGGUAUCUCUGUGAAUUCCAUUUUAUAGGCAUGUGCAAGAGGAUGGCGUUGGCAGGCCCAGGGGACGUGCAUUACCAAACCCCAUUUGGUGUUAUAAGCAGCUCAUUGGAACUGGUACCCCAUGGCUCCAUGGCUUUGGUGAGUUGCAAACAAGGUUUACUGCAAGAUGCGAGUCUGUUGUGUAGACAACUGGAGGAUGAUGAGAAUGUCUUCUACUGGAACCAAAGCCCAGCAGGAUCAAGAUCACCCUUGUGUGCCUCCCCAGAGAUUGGCUGUAAAUAUAACAAUGGCGGUUGUGAACAGGAAUGUAUUGAGGACUCCUCAGUUUCUAUCAGAUGCGACUGCAAAGGGGGCUACGUGCUGGCACCGGAUUCACUCUCCUGUGUUUUACCACAAUACUGCCGGCCCAAUCCUUGUGAAUACCAGUGCAAAAACCAACUCAAUGGCUUCCAGUGCACUUGCCCUGAGGGCUUUGUACUACAUGAGAACAAAGUCAAUUGCACUGAUGUGGAUGAAUGUCUGGUGCAGCCUUGUAGCCAGUCCUGUGCCAACACCCUCGGAAGCUUCCAGUGUUCUUGCCAGAAAGGCUUCAAGGCACAGGGAGAAAAGUGCACAGACAUUGAUGAAUGUAUUGACUCCCCUUGUGCCCAGGAUUGUCUUAAUACUCACGGCUCCUACCACUGCUCCUGUAAGGAAGGAUAUGUUAAGGGGGCAGAUGAGAUUUCUUGUUUGGAUGUGGAUGAGUGUAAUUCUUCCCCGUGUGAGGUUUUGUGUCAUAACAUCCCCGGAGGCUUCACGUGUUCUUGCCUAAAGGGCUUCCACUUGGCAUCUAAUGGCAUCUCUUGCAGCCCAGACUCACAGAGUGAAAAUCCUACUGAUAAUGACACUGACGGGGGAGUAAUUGUAAGCAGUGUGCCCAAGGGAGAACCCCGCCCCACUCAAAGUCCACUGCCCUCCCACCAUUUAACAGAUUCCCCGGGCACAAGGGUCUCUAAUGACACUAAUGAUGGCACGGCUGCCACUUCUGUGUCCCUCGAGGGCGACCAAUCGCCGGGCAACAGCUCCGUGGAUCUUAUCAAGGGCCACACAAUGGGGGAGCAAAGGCUGAUUAUUCUGGUGAGCACAGCUUGUGCCUGUGGAGCUUUGCUGGUCCUGGCUGUGAUUGUCGGAGUUUUGUAUCACAGAAAUAAACAAUCUCAGGAGACAAAAGAGGAAACCCCCAAAGCAACAGAUAAUAACGGUUGGGCCCCCGAGCAGUCCCAAUACAGAGCCGUCAGCAUUCAAUACAGGUGAUGCCCGACCCACCAGAGACACUGAUUGUACACCAGCUUCCCAACUCAUCCCUAUAAUCUCUAUCCACAGCCAUUCCCACUUCUACUUUAUGGAGCAAUUACUCUUCUCUUACUAACAACCCUCUGUGCAUUACUGCUCUAUAGGGAUUAUGUAAUAAAAGGCACUAAAUUUGCCUAGGAGCAUUAUCCCAUAGCAACCAAUCAGAAGGUAGAACCUAC